Messenger RNA from Cuscuta campestris, 573 nucleotides. The record is from the annotation of a GenBank genome assembly. NCBI's taxonomy places the organism in Eukaryota, Viridiplantae, Streptophyta, Magnoliopsida, Solanales, Convolvulaceae.
AGUUCAUGAUAUAGUCACACCAGGGAUGACAUCAAGGUUGACAUCGUCAGUGUUCACACGGAAGACAUUGACGAUGUUACCCCUCAUUUCCAGAUCGAUCAAUAAGAAGAGGGAGAGACCUGAGGAAGAUGAAGCCGAAGAACAGUAUAGCGCCUCCACGAAUCCUUACGGUGGCAUUGUCUAUAGAUCUGGUAUCCUUACGGCGGCAUUGUCUAUAGAUCUGGUCAUCUGGAUAAUUUUAUGCAUUGGGAAUUCCGAUUUUGCUAAUGGCGGAGGGUAUUGAGCCGGAUACAGAAGAGGAAUUCAGAGAAGCAUCCAUACAAUCCCAAGAGAUCUCCCAUCAAACACGUACCCAUGAUUGAUUAGGGCUUGUUUGUACUUUGGGAUGAAAUAUGUGCUCAUGUGCUCUAGGUAUGUACUAACAUGAGUUUUUCACUCUCCUCUUGGAAAUUAAAGAACAACCAUGCUACGGUGGUGUAUCCCAAGUUGUACCCCAAAUAAAUGCACCGACAUUUUAACGGUUCACACUGGCAGAAAAUGUUAGUUCAAUUUAAAAAAAUUGCACUGACAUUU